AUGACUACGCUCGCGACGGUUGUAGAUCUCCAGAGCGUACACUCGUUAGCAAACAAGCUCUACUGCCGAUGUAUGCCAGAACUUCUCCGCUUCCACUUACUAUCGCAAGCGCUGACGUUGCUCCAGGUCAAGAGCAGUUGAGUGGGUCCAAAGCGAUAGCUCGAAGCCUGAGAAGACUCCGCAACAAGUUGGAAGAGGCCGAAGAGGUUCUUGACGAGGCUCCGACCCAGCAUGAAGAUGUUCGUGUGCUGCAAGCCGCGGGUGAAAGCAAGAAUGUCCUGAACAUACUUGAUCUCGCGUUGCAGCACCAUCGCAGUGCGACCACAAGAGAGACCCAAGACGAAGGCUUUGUGUCGGACUUCCUUACACUGAUUGAAUCAGUCACGAGCAAGCUCUCAGACUCUCUCGCUGCUUUGGAAGGGCAAAAAGGCACUGCGGGACUGUUGGAGGCGUCACAUGCUCACCCGACAUCAUCUCCCAUCUUUCGGUCGCCCUCUGCGUCCACUGCAAGUGAUGACCCCCGAAGAAACGUGAGCACGGCAUCUACGCCGUUCUCAUUCCGUCGCGGCCAGUUGAGCAUGAUCUCCGACAACACGAGCCUAAGCAGCGGGACUCAGGAAUUGACAAAGGAGAAAGCCAUAACACCAGCGCCGUGUGGGACAGUUAAAGCGAAUGGCUACAGGAGCUCACAGUCUAUGCCGGGUGUCAUGGAACAGCACAAAUCCGCAUUUGUCGACCCGAUGUCCCACAACAUUGACCAGGCGACGUCGAUGAUUCUGCAGCACGAAGCUGUACACGUCGCAUCUCGAUAUCGGGUAGUGAACCCCGAUCCUACAAUAGAUACUGAUAAUGCCGAUCAGCAAUAUCCAGCGACCGAUUAUGGUGGCCUACAGCAGAUGAGCUCGACUUCUGCGCGAGUUGCAUUGCCAACAAGGAUUCCAGACACCACUACUUUUACCUCAGGACGUGUUCAAAUUACAUCAAUAAACGAUCAGCAAACCAGGGGGAGGGAGAAGAAGUCAAGAUCACCCCGGUCCAAAUCGCCAGUGCCUGAUAACACUGGUGAGAGUGAGAACAUGAUGCCACAGAGACGCACAGCCAGUACGCCUCUCCAACCUACUCUGAGCAUCGGGGGAUUGGAAGUCGUCACGCAUGAUCUCAAAAGAUACGUGCAACCGAAAGCCAACCCAAACGUCGAGCCCACCAUGGCGCCGAAGGCCGAACUUGCUGGUCUUGGCAUUCACGACUCACAAGAGGUCCCAAGAUUCUAUGCAGGCACAGGUAUUUGACGCUGUCUCGAACUCACGAGCGUGAAUGGCACUGAUUGUCUACGCAGAUCACAAAUCCGAACACGAGCGUAUCGCAUCCAUUGUCAAGCUUUGGAACGACUGUCGCUGGAUUGAUGCAGGAGAGCAGAUCGCGAGCCACUUGGACAGACAGCUUGAACGUGGCGACCAAAGCCUGGCUCGAAGAUUGCGACAUUUAACGGGCGUUCUUGCAAGUCUUCAAGGGCAGUGGCAUCGAGCACUGGUCAUCUUCGUUUCUGUGUUGAACGCACCCAUCACAGAGCCUUCUCAGUUGGACGCUGGCGACUGCGCUGCUGCAUACUGGCUGGGUGACACCUAUGCGUUGCUCGAUCGAAGGGUCGAGGCAUUGCUCGCAUACUCGAUAGCCGAGCGUAGUCCUCUCUUCCAGGAUUCGACAAAGCAUCGCUUGCAUCAGUGCAUACGAACUGACCAGGAUGCAUGUCGAGCAGCAAAGGGGGUCCCCGACACCAAGCUAUGGGAACAAGAAAGGCUCAGUAGGAAUUUUGACGCUGGAGACUCGAUUCUCAACCCCCAGAUCAUCACCGGAGGUGCAGCAAAGGCUUUCCUCAGCUACGUCCGCUCGCAACCGGAACAGGCGUCUGCGAAGCAGUCCACCCUGGAUCCUAACGAUGGCAGAGCCUUCUCGCUCUGGAAAUUCGGCCUCGACGCUGUCCCUUGGCAAGAAAUGCAGAGGCUCCAAAUCGACCCGGUGUGUUUUACUCCAUCCGGUCCAUGGCCCUUGGAAUUCGACCCACAAUUCGCGAUGGCGAACGUCUCCAACGGUAGACUACUCUCUCACUCUUGCGACCUGCUGCAACUCGUGACUUCGAACCACAAAAUCGCCAAAGCAGGCGGUUUCCGCAAGAAAACGCUCGACUGCUUCACGCAUCCCGACCUGUCCUGGCUCAUCCAAACCAUCAGACAAUGUCUCCGAUGGCUCGGAGUCGAAUGGUCGGAAUCGAGCGAUGCGCAGACGACUUUCUUCGCGGCUCGCUACGCCUCUGCAGAAGACCGCGUGGCGACCAUCCACUACUUUUCCCUCCAUCUCUUCCGCCUGUCCUUCCGCUCGGGCUACGGCGUCGAUCUCUGUCCCGGCGGCAUUGCGAGCGCGAGAAUCCUCCGACGGCAGGCGAAUUUCGACAAGGGCGUUCACUUGCACGAGACGAAGAGGCUUCGGAAGAUGGUGAGGGAAUUUUUGGACACGGCAGCUGGGAAGCUGGAAGAUGAGGCUUUCAGAAGUACCGCGUUGCCUGUCAUGAGUAUCAACGGCGUGACGGGAUUGCACCGGAGGCCGACAAAUGCGCAGAUGACAGCAGUACCUUCUUCAUCGGCUGGCUCUAUUAA
Messenger RNA from Lecanosticta acicola, 2651 nucleotides. Lineage: Eukaryota; Fungi; Ascomycota; Dothideomycetes; Mycosphaerellales; Mycosphaerellaceae. The record is from the annotation of a GenBank genome assembly.